GCGUCCGUGUUACCAUGGAUACGAAAUCGGUGAAUAAUGUCGGUUGGAACAACGACUGUAAAAUUCCUUGACACUCGUUUUUUAACCAGCAACAAAAACACUGUUUUCUGUGAUUCUGACGAGCACGAUGCGAUCCUAGCUAGACAUUUCUGGCUAUCCGUUAAGCUACAGCCUUACAUUGAGUCUUGCCUUGUGUCCAAUGAUAUCAAACAGCGACUAAUCACAACCGAGUCGAAAGAAUAUAAGCUGAAACGGCGACACACUGAUUCCGAUCUGUUGGAGAAAGAGCAACAACAGAAGGCUGAUUUUAACGAAAGAAUUAAAAUAUUGGAAAAUCUAAACGAAGAGAAAUUUCUGGAAGAAUUUAAUGAACGGAAGAAGAAGCAGAGGGAGCUAUUUCUUGCGCAGAAAUGUCAUCGGUUAGAUUUACAAAAAAAAUCUGGUCAGACAUUUUGUCUGCACAAACGGAAGUCACAUGAGAAUGAAGACAAAUCAAUGGAGAAAAGGGAGAUAGAUAAUUCUCAAGACUUCCGAAAAAAUAUUAAUGAAUUUGAAAAGAAGCAGCUCUUUCACAAGAAGUUUUACUCUUUUAAGAUGUCACAGCGUUUUGUUGACCGCCAUUAUUCCUUUAACCGAAAAAUAGCUGAAGAAGAGUAUCAGAAGCUGACGACCCAUAGCAUUACCUUCUCAUAAAAGGAAGCCAUUAGCAACAAUGCACUUGACUCACCCGAACAAAGUGAGCACCAAUUUGCGAACCUAUGGUUGGUAUAUUCCAAACAGCAACAGUCAUAGAAACGGCAACUCUCCAACAGCGAAACAACAGUGGUAAGCAGAAAUGGUAGGAUUGAGAGCAAGAACAGUCGCAAGAGCAGGUCUUAUGUCCUCUUUGAAUCCUUGAAUCUGCCGGUGCCUGUUUCUUCAUCGCUAUUACUGUUAAAUCGUUGUCUCUGUCAAUACACCGACAAUAUAUUUUUAAUCAAUGAUUCUAUGGAUUAAAAACGCUAAAUAAAGAGGCUACAAUAAU
Octopus sinensis (East Asian common octopus) is the source of this 1024-nucleotide messenger RNA. RefSeq names its product protein Hoatz homolog. Lineage: Eukaryota; Metazoa; Mollusca; Cephalopoda; Octopoda; Octopodidae. The record is from RefSeq and is a predicted model, not a curated record. The coding region runs from base 37 to 693 and encodes 218 amino acids. The transcript is spliced from 5 exons. Gene Ontology annotation, biological process: cilium assembly.